Molecule: messenger RNA, 10708 nt
Organism: Condylostylus longicornis
Lineage: Eukaryota; Metazoa; Arthropoda; Insecta; Diptera; Dolichopodidae
Gene: shn
Exons: 7
Coding region: 207-9611 (3134 amino acids)
Biological process (GO): regulation of transcription by RNA polymerase II
Cellular component (GO): nucleus
Molecular function (GO): zinc ion binding; DNA-binding transcription factor activity, RNA polymerase II-specific; RNA polymerase II cis-regulatory region sequence-specific DNA binding
Source: RefSeq, a predicted model, not a curated record
GUUUAGCUGUCAGGAAAUCAAAAUCAAAACCAGCUAAAGAUGAUUCAGAUGAUAAGAGCUUAUCAACAAAAAAUGAUACUAAAAUAACUUCAAAUAUAUCAGCACUUAAAAAUUUACAAUCAAUCAAUAGUUAUAAUAAUAAUAAUAGCAAAAAUAAUAAUUCUAAUAAGCGUGAUAAUAUUUCAAAUAUUUCCAAUAGUACUGCAAUGGAUGACUCACAAAAUAAUAACACAUCAGUAGCUACAACAAAAUUUAUAUUAAAUAAGAAACUUAAUCAUAUUGAUAAUCAUAAUCCAACUAAUAACUAUAAUCUUAAUUCAAUUACACAUAAUCAAAAUUUAACUGACGCUAAUUGUAAUAGGAAUGAAAAUUUUAAACUGGAAUAUAAACAAGAAGAUCGACAGAAAAUGCAACAGGAAGAUUCAAAUACCAUAUUUAGUUCGACGACCCACCGUAAUAUUAAUAGUAAUAAUAUGACUAAUAACAUUUGUGAUGAACGUCUAUCAGAUAACAGUAGUAACAAUAAUAGUAAUAAUAAUAACAACAAUAAUAAUAUUAAUUAUAACAAUAAUAAUUGUAACAAUAAUGAUAAUACAAAUAAAAAUAAUAAUAGUAAUAAUAAAUUAUCAGAAACGAUAACGUCAACAUCGAAUGGAUUAAAGUACCUGCAUAAAAAAUUCAAAAGAAUAGCUAGUGCCAAUGUUGUUGAAACUAAUGAGUUGAAUAAUAGUAAUACAAAUAAUAAUAAUAAUAAUAAUAAUAAUAAUAUUAAUAUUAAUAAUAAUAAUAAUAAUAAUAAUAGAAAUAAUAAUAAAAAUAAUGAUAAAAAUACAAAUGAUGAUCGAGAAAUUUCGGUAGAACAAAAACAAAAUACACAAUAUUAUAAAAAUGGUAAUAAUAAUAAUAAUAACAGUAGCAUCAACAACAUGAUUAAUAAUAACAAUAAUAGUAAUCUAUCAAGAAUGUCACCAUCUGAAGUACCAAAAUCUUUAUCAUCACCGUCGCCUUCUCCCUCAUCAUCAAUUGAAUUAACGUAUAAAAAUCCAUUUUCAAAAAUUGAAAAUGAUGAUAUUUCAAUUGAAAAACAUCGUGUAUCAAUUGACUCCAAUUUUGGUAACAAUAAUAGUAAAAUUGAUGGUACUUUUAUUAAAAAUCAAGUUUCCCAACAAAAAUCAAAUGAGUUAAUUACGGAUGAAACUCAAAGCCAUAAUAGUGAUAUUAGGAAUAGUCGAGAUCAAGUUUAUAGUAAUAAUAAUAAAAAUUUAAAAUAUGUCUAUAUGAAUGGUGAUAUUAAUAGUAAAAAUAAUAAUAAUUUUAACAAUUCAAUUGAAUUUGAUGAUACAUAUAAAUGUACAUUAUAUCGGCAAAUUAAUAUUAAAGAAGAAAUAUCAGAUGAAGCAAAUUUAUUACAAAAUGAAAAAGAUAAAAAUAAUUUAGUGUUAUGCAGAGAUUCAACAAUAUCGCAACACCAACCACUAAUACAAGUUAAUGCAAGAACAUCACCCACCUCAAUGGCAAAUUUAUUACCGCAAUCAAAACCUUUAUUGCAGCAAUCAAAGUUACAUUUAAAUGGUGAGGAUAACUUAUAUAACCAUAAUACAGCAAAUUAUAAUAAUUUAAAUAUAAACAAUAACAAAAAAAAUCAUAUAACAUCGGCCAAUCUCUCACAAGAAAAGGAAGCCGAAUUGAACAAUAUGUUAAUAUUGUAUCAGCAACAACGGCCAGAAUUCUUAUUUCACCAACAUCAGGAACAGCAACAACAAUACAAUCAAUCAAUAGUUAUAUCUAAUCAAGAAAAUUUAUCUCGAGCACCGAAUAAAGAAAAUAAUAUUGAUCAGGUACAAUAUUUACAAUAUCAACAAUUACAAAAGCAACAAAUUCCACAACAGCAGUUACAUUUAAACAACAAUAAUAACAGUAAUAGUUCAGCCGGAUUAGCAACAAAUUUACCAUCGGCGGGUCGUCAUGUUUGUCCUUAUUGUAAUUUAAAUUGUACAAAACCUUCAGUUUUACAAAAACAUAUCCGUGCACAUACCAAUGAACGACCAUAUCCAUGUGAUUUAUGCGGUUUUGCAUUUAAAACUAAAAGUAAUUACUAUAAGCAUUGUAGAUCAAGAUCCCAUGCGCAAAGAACCAAAGGAGUUGAGCCACAGCCAAAUGAAGAUGAUGGUUCUGUAGGUUCUGAUCAGGAACAAGAUCAAGAUUUGAGUAAUAGUAGUUCCGAUGUGAUAAGUGGUACAAUUUCGCCGUUAGAUGAACGAACAUCUUCCCCAGCAACAGCAGUUAAUUUAGUGCAAUCAUGUUUAACACAAAACUCAUCAAACUCAGCAUUUAAUACAAAUCAAUCAUCCACUUCUACACACGGAACAUCAAUAUCACUUUCAAAGUUAUUGAACCAGUCAAAUAACUUAAAUGAAAAAAUUACCGACAAACCUUAUAAGCCAAAGUUUCAUAAAGCUGCACUUUACACAAAAGAACAAUUGAGAGAACAUCAACAACAACAACAGCAGCAACUUCAAAAAAAUUUAUUCCGUCCUCAUCAGUUAAUUCAGCAAUAUCAUCAAAAUUUACCAUCUCAUAUUUCACCUGAUGUUGAGCUUCUGAAUCAAAAACCGAAACAUCAAAUUAGUCAACAAAAACCUGCGUCUCUUGGACCAACAAUGAAUCUCUAUGAUAGUCAAAACAAUUCACAACAAUCCGAAGAAAAUAGUUACUACUCCCAACUCUUAAUUCAAAAUUCAACAUCACCACCAUCAGUAUCCCAUAAUAACUUUAAAUUAGAACAGCAACAGCAACAACAGCAGCAACAUUUAUCAUAUCAUUCGAAUUCCCAAGUCCAAAACUCUUUAUUAUAUACUGGAAAUUCCACAUGUGGUGUUGGUAAUAAUAUGGUAAAAUCAAAUUCAAAUUUAAGUCAAAAUACUCAUCGUAGUCAGACAGGAGCCAUAACUGUUGGUAAUGAAUCAUUAACAAAAACAGAACAUAAUCUUCAUCAGCAUUAUCAACAUCAUCAUCAUCAUCAAAAAAAUAUGUCAUUAUCAACUACGGCGCCAACUAUGUCUGUGCAGCAAAAAUUAACAUCAUCAUCAUCAUCGAUAACGUCGCCGUCAUCGACUUUGUCUUCAUUUCAACAAGUAGUAACACCAGGAACAAUAUUAAAAUCGUCUUCAUCGUCUGUUUCAAAUACUGAUAGUAUUACCCCAUCAUCAUUAUCAUCAACAAACAAUUUUCGAAUACUUGAUGCAACAGGCCAAAAUGGUGGUAAUAAAAACCAUGGAAAGAAUGGCAGCAUUUCUGGCUCCAGUGAAAGUAAUAAAAAUAACUUUGCAACUAACAUCGGCGGCGGACAUCAAUUGGAUUUGGAGGCAGUGCAAGAGCAUAUCACAAAGUUAAUAUCACAAAAUCAAGCUAUAGUUGGCAAUAAAGCUGAAAUUUUUCAAAAAAAAUAUCCUAAGCAAUUGAAUAAACAGAAAAGUCUUUCUAAUUUAAUAAUUCCUACGUCAGGAUCUUCAAUGACAUCUUCUAUUCAUUCAGCGUCAUCGUCAUCUUCGUCUUCCUUAGAUACGCCGAAUACUCCUGCUACUCCGAAUAGUUGUAAUGCAAAAUUAGCAUUUGCUAUUGCAACUAAACAACAACAGAAGCAGCAGCAGUUGCAGCUGCAACAACAACAAUUGCAACAGCAGCAACAAUUACAGAUGCAACAACAACAAUUGCAACAGCAGCAACAAUUGCAAAAACAGCAACAACUGCAAUUUCAACAAGAAAUAUCAAAUCGCAACUCAAAUAACUAUCAACCAAUCCCGCUAACAUUACCCACUUCUUCACCCAAGGUAAUGAAUAUUCAAAUACCAACGCAUUCGCAACAUCAACAAACUAUAUUACAACUACCGCAACAGAAUAUGAUUGUAAAAAGUGCAUUAGAAACAAAAUCACCAGUUAAUUUGCACCAGUCUUCUGUAGUAUCUGAGGCAUUACCACAACCACUGAAUUUGUCCAAACCUUUGCUCCUAGAAACUAGACAAGAAUCCACUCAUGAUUCACAAUCGUUAAAUGUUUUACAGCAACCUUUACGUAAAAGGUCAUUGAUAAGUGUGGAUGAAAAUGUUCAGCAAAGCAUGCAUUUAUCGUCUCCUUCCCCUACUCAUAAUGUAAUAAAUACUACAAAGACACCGCCAACUCAUCCAAAAAAUCCAGAACGCUCAAUUAUAAAAAAUUUGUUAUUGAAUUCGAGAGGAUUAGCAAUACCAAAUGGUGAAGGUGAAGAUGCGGUUUACACUUGUCCAUUAUGUAAAUUAAAUUUUCAAACCGCAGAAGAAUUAAAAUUGCAUACCAGUCAAUAUUGUGAAGGUGGGCCAUCAAGUGCACCAAUGAGCCCCGUUAGUAAUGCGCAAAAAUAUUACCGCUCAAAUUCAAUAAAUGUAAAUUUACCAGAAUUCAAUAAUCCAAAUUCUUUAGCAAAAUUAGCGAAAUCGUCUCUGAUUCAAUUAUCCAAAAAUCCUAAAUCUUUGGUGAAACUGUGUUGGUCACAGCUAAAGACGAAGCCUAGCAACCUUGUAUUAACGCAAUUGAAUCUCGCAACCGGAAAAGAUUUGACAUCAACUGCAACCGGAUAUUCAAAUAGUAGUGCUACAAAAACUAAUGUAGUUUCUUCUUCAUCUAAAUUUAAUGAUAUGAAAACAACUGAAAAUAUUUUGGAACCUGUAAACUUACAUAAUAUGUCGAUGCAAAAAUUAAUUGACGCGCCAUUGCCAUCUCCAGGGCCGUUAUUGGGUAAAACGCCCUUAGUUGAAAGUUAUAACCCUGAAAAAUCAGAAAAAAAACAGGAAGAUGUUGUUAUUACCAAAGUGCAUGAGGAAUCCGCAGCUUCUAGGUGUGCGUAUCAAUAUGCAAAGAAAUUUAAGUUUGAUCAAGAGUUUACAUCAAAUCCUGAAAAUUCUAAGUACUAUAACACCGAUACAAGUACAGCGCUUUUCGAUUCUCAACAAAUUCGUCAUCCAAAAGCUCAAUAUUUGAUGUCAGGAGGGGAUAUCCAAAUAUUAGACGCAGGAUCUAAACCUGAGGAUUUUGAAUUGCGGCAACGUUUUGUGUCGUCUGGUGGAUGCAUAGUUCCCGUAAUUGAAAGUGAAGCUUCUCCUAAAAUAAUUCGAACACCUCUUUUGUCUGGAGGAAGUUUUACGGAAGUUUCACCGAAACAAAAGGACAUCAACGAGGGUCCGAGUGUUCAUAGACCAAUAUCAGCUACACAAAAUUCGCAAGCCUUACCCCAAUCUCAUGCAAAAAUGAUGAUGAAUUUGCCAGCUCCUUUAAGCGCUGUUAGUCUACAAACACCAAAUGUAUUGAGCUCCAGUCUACCGUUAAUUCAACAUUUUCAGUUCCCGCCGAUUAAUUCCAUUACAGCUUUUAAUCCUUUAACAUUGCCGCCACUGCCCGUGAUACAAUCACCCGUUUUGCCGUCAGGAGAAAAAGUAAUUCCAUAUGUACCCGGAAUACCUGGACCGAAUACUUUGUCACUGCCUAUGCCACAACCGCCAAUACCACAGCAAUCAAAGAUUUUAGAUUAUCGAAAUGUAAUAAGCCCGCCAAACGUCAUUCAAAGAAAAAAAUCUGGCAGUCCGCAAGUACAAGGAACUCUUCUAGGCAAUAACCUUAGUGAUAAUACAGCGUUUGCGUGUUCGCCUAGAAAUUUAGAUUCUUUUCAUAAUAUUAACCAGGAUCCAUCAAAAUUAGCACUUUCACAAGUUUGUCAGAAACCCUUAAUUCGAAUUGAAAACAUUGACAAUAUCCAACAUAAAUCACUACAAUCUAUGGCCCCAACAAAUUUUUCAAAUAAUUCUGAUCUUGGAAAAUUAACUGUUCCAGUACCACAACAUAACGUAUCGGCACAACGUAGUACUAAAAUGAACAGUGGAUUUCAUAAUUUAGAAGCACCAUCAAAUAAAAAAUCCUUUAAUUUUACACGUAUUGCUGACAAUAUAAGUCCUAAAAAAAUCGAAAAAUCAAGCCAUUCAUCUCUGCAACCGCUUAAAUCACCUGAGAGAGAAAUGCGAUCGAUUCAACACGAAAUUAGUGAAAAUUCUGUUAAAGCGGAAUCAAAAGCUGAACAGAAUGAACCAAUGUGUACAACAGUUGCUAGUGAAAAUCCUGUAACUGAUUCGGGAGUAGUUUCCGCAUCUCAAGAUGAAAAGUCAAAAAAAAGUAAAUUUCUGCGACCUACAAGUCUGCCUCUUAAGCCAGGAACUUUCACACCUAAAAGACAUCACGGAAUCACUCCAACUGCCAACACGAUGCCAUUAAUUUCACCUGAAACUCCAAGACCAUCUAAAACUUGUGGGCAAAUGUUUUUAAACGGACAUGCAUAUACUUAUUUAGGACUUAAGUGUAGUACCAAAAUGUUUUAUUGUACAGUAAAUUGUCCGCAACCUUCCUAUGUAGCAAAUUUACAUAAACUGUCAAUGUAUAGCGUGUGGCAGGUUCAUACUGAUAAAAAUUUGCAUCCUCUUGGGUUUAAACCAAAACUUGCUUUGGAUUUGUAUGACUCACGCCAACGCAAUUCAUUAUGUACAACAGCAAACAUCAAGUUGCCAUAUACAUCAGUACAUUCACAACAUACAGUAAUGACUCCUUUUGAAAAUAAUACGGGACAAUAUUAUCACCAUCAGAUAAAGUCAAUUGCAGUACCGUUAAUUUCACCAAUACAAGAGCAAACUAAUUCAACUCAAUCACAAAUUGCAGCUACUAAUACAAAUGUAUCACAAUCAAAUAUCACGUUAACAGUGACUCCAAACUCAGAAAUAGUUGUGCCAGCUUCAUCUAAUAACAAAAUUGAUACUAAUCAAAAAACAACUUUAGUGGGGGGUUAUGAGAGUAACGAAGAUUAUACAUAUAUCAGAGGGCGAGGCCGAGGUAGAUAUGUCUGCCUAGAAUGCGGUAUUCGUUGUAAAAAGCCAUCAAUGCUUAAGAAACACAUACGAACUCAUAGUGAUGUUAGACCAUAUACUUGUCCACAUUGCAAUUUCAGUUUCAAAACAAAAGGAAAUCUCACAAAGCACAUGCAAUCAAAAACUCAUUAUAAAAAAUGCCUGGAACUAGGCGUUGAUCCUGGUGAAGGUUUAAAUGGUGAAUUUGUGGAUCAUCGCGAAAAUACCGACAAUGAUCAGCAAUCAAUUACAUCUAGCAAUGGAAAUGGAGGAGGAAGUAAUAGUGGAAGAACAUCAACUAUUCCAGGAGAAUCUGAUUCCGAUGGAGAAGAAACUGAUGGGGAUGAUAGAGAAACAGAAAGUAGUGAUACAGAUGAAUCGAAAUCUCGCCUGCCAGAACAUGAGGCAGCCAAAUGUUUACUAUCGUUAUCGAUGACACCACCCAGUAAUAGUGUUUCACCACAUUUGCGAUAUUCGAACGAAAAUUAUCCGUUAAAUCAAGAUUCUAAUCUGGAACAGUCAAAAAAUACCAACUUGAGUUUUCAAAAACAAAAGGCAGUCAUAACAUCUUUUACUUCACCAAAACCACCGUUCGAUUAUCAAAAGCAGGAAAAAUAUUAUUCGAAUCCUUCAAUACCUAAAACUGAAAAGUUCGAUGAUCCUGGAGUUGUAUUAGAUUUAACAAAUAAAUCUUCUAUAGAAAAAAUCAAAGUAACUGCUUUAAGUGAAGAGGCAAAAUCGCGAAAAACUCCAACAAAUGACACUUUAUCCAUAUCAAAUUCUCCAGUUUGUUCUACAAGAACAAUGGAGAUUAUUGGUAAUGUUAACACUAACGAAUCUGGUAUCUUAAAAACACUUGUUUCACUCACAGAUAGGGUGCGUGAUGAAGUGAGUUCCACAGAAAUAGAAUUUUUUCAUCAUACACAGAAGCUUGAUGAUUCUCUUUUACGACCAUAUUUGACCGAACAAGCUUUAAAGCAUACAAAAAUUAAACAAUGUCAAAUGAAUAAAUCUUUCACUGACAAUAUGUUCUUGCAAAAUCAUAUCCAUGAGACUAAUUCUACUAAUAUAUCAAUUAAACAAAAAAUUAGUCAAAUACAAAAAUCUGGGAAUACUUCCCAAUUACAAGAAUGUUCAACUUCUAACAGGGAUAAAAAGAUGGAAACCAAUUUGAGUAAAAUUGAACAAAAUGAUGGCCCGACAAUUUCAACAAGCCGUGAAACUCUGCUUAGAGAUAAUUCAGAGAAAAUUCAAACCUUGCAAAAAAUAACUGCAGGCACUCAGCAUGCCUCAGUUUCGAGUAUAUCAAACACAAUGAAAGGUAACUCUUCGAAAUCUCAAAGUUCGUCUAACGCACAAGAUGUUGCUUCCGAAUAUUUGAAAAUGACCUUAAAAUCAAAUCAGCAACAAAAACCAUCAACUGCUUCAUCUAAUUUGGUUGAAGAAAGUGAAGAUGAGAAUAUAGACCAAGAAGGUGCGUCAGUUUCAGAUUUAGGAACGCCUACAGUCCCCAAUUCUUCAACAACAUCUUUGCCAACCGAUUUUACAGGUAUUCUCGCAAGAACUGUUGUAGUAGGUGAAGAUGGUUUUAAAAAUGUUCCUUCUUCAGCGCAAGCUCCAUCUCAAACUAUUACCAGUGGGAAUAAUAGCACCCCAGCGAGUUCAAGUAGUCAAAAUUCACACGAAAUUCAACCAAUGUUCCCGAGAAGUGGUCCUAUAACAGAUGAAGGACGACCUGUUUGUAAUAUAUGCUCUAAAACGUUUCAGAAACAACAUCAACUUGCUCUACAUAUGAACAUUCAUUAUAUGGAAAGAAAAUUUAAAUGUGAACCAUGUGCUUUGGGAUUUCGAAGCCAGGGUCAUUUGCAAAAGCAUGAACGGUCGGAAGGUCAUAAAAAUAAAGUAAUGAUGACAUCAGCGUUUGGUGUACCAACAACAUCAAAUCCUCGACCAUAUGAAUGCUCCGAUUGUAAAGUUGCGUUUAGAAUACCUGGACAUUUAGCAAAACAUUUACGAUCGAAAACACAUGUUCAAAAACUUGAAUGUUUGCAAAAACUUCCUUUUGGCACGUAUGCAGAAAUUGAACGCAAAGGGAUAAGCUUAACUGAAAUCGACACAACUGAUUGUGAUAAUUCUUUAGCUAGCUUAAAAAUAAUAGCGCAAAAACUUAAAGAUGAAGAUCCAACGAAAUUAAGUAGUUAUACAAAUCCUUCGGGUAUGGAAUCAAAUAAUAAGGAUGCAGGAACUAGUUCACUUUCAGAGCAAAGUAAUAAUGAAUGUAGUAAUGAUUUGAAUGUUGAUAUUGAAAAUAAUACAACUGGUUCUGGUAACGAAAAAGUAAAUAAUAUGAAACAACUAGAUUCUGCUUCUUGUGAAACUAAAAAUAAUGAUCCAGGUCAUAUUUUAGAUAAUACUUCAAUAGGUGACGGCGGAAUAAAACGUAAAAUUGAUGCACCAAAUUCAUCUUCUUCAGAAAAUUUAGCGAAUUCAAUGACAAAUACUCCAAAUCCAGCUCACAUUAUUGCAGUAACGUCAACGUCAACUAGUAAUAGCAAUGAUAAUAGUGGUUCUAAAAAUCAGUUGCAAGGAUCAGUUGAUACAAAAAUAUCAAUUAAUAAAGUAGUUAACAAUUAUAACAGUAGUGUAACAUCUAAUUCAAACAAACGCAUCCGUACUAAUAGCGAAACAAAAUAGUGCCAAAUUUUUAUUUUUAUGUAAAAAUAAAAAUAAUAUAAUUUUAAAAAAAAAUUAACUGAGGGAAUAUAAGUAUGUGAUACGAAUAUCACAUUUAGAAAUAUUUAUUACAUUUGAAAUAUAUACUUAUGUAUAUAUAUAUACAAUGGAUGUUAACGAAUGAAGUCAGUAAUUUUAAUUAUUAAAUGCUUUUAUAAGUCUGCUAUUUUUUAUUUUGUUUAGAAAACUUCGAAAUCAAGAAUGUCAGCUAGUCAAAAGAUAAAGUUUUAUUGGAUAAUUGUAUUAUGUACAUUGCUAUAUUAUAUACACAUAUAUUUUUUUAUCCAAAUAUUAACAAUUAUUUUGUAAAAUAAUCAUAUUUGUAUUUUAGAGUUAUUUUGUUUCAACUGAAUUCGGAAUUAUAUUCAAAUUUAGCACAAAAUUUAGGCAAAAAUUAUAUUCACGAAAUUAUUUAACAUUUUUUUUUGGAACAUAUUCUUCAACUGAUCCUUCUGUGGUACUGGUCAGUUUCCUUUAAGAAUUACUGAAGAAGUCAAAUAUAUUUUGUGUAUACUUCAUUAAUCUCCCUUCGUAAAGUUGUAUCGUUCAAUUCCGUCCCAACGUCUUAACCCUUCUCCCACAAUAAAAUUUGACUCAUCUUCAUACUCCUUCAUUUUUCGUACUCUUCUUCAUCACUCUUGGAACAUUCUACUAACUAACGUGCAAAUCUUAAUGCAUAUUAAAUGAAAUUGGAAAAAUAGUCAGAUGAAUAUCUUCGAGUUAAGAAUUCACUCUUUCUUAAAACUGUUUUAGAUUCUCAAUUAUUUUUUUUAAAUAACUGUCAUUAGAUGAGCAUUUUUUUUGCUCAUUCUAUGAAUUUAACUAGCCAAUGAUCAUCCUCCAUCUCCAAGCGAAUUAUAGUUUACUUCUGCUUCAUUAGCAGACUGUAAUAUUAAAUGGAUAGUUCAUUGGCAAUAUUAAAUAGUGUGUUAUCUUCGACUUUAGAACCGAUUUUGACAUUGCAUGAUUUUCCAAUUUUCGGACAAUUCUUUUACUGUUUAGAAGAAUUUAACUAAAUAGGCUUUUUAGAAUAACUUUUUUUAAUCAAUUUUUUUGUA